Dunckerocampus dactyliophorus (ringed pipefish) is the source of this 1731-nucleotide messenger RNA. RefSeq names its product chromosome 8 C6orf89 homolog (gene c8h6orf89). The record is from RefSeq and is a predicted model, not a curated record. Bases 274 to 1278 code for a protein of 334 amino acids. Lineage: Eukaryota; Metazoa; Chordata; Actinopteri; Syngnathiformes; Syngnathidae. Gene Ontology annotation, cellular component: nucleolus; Golgi membrane. The transcript has 8 exons.
ACGGGUCGCGAUGGCGUUUGCUGGAAGGUAAUCUGGUCAAUGUGUUGUGUCUAAGAUUCACUGAGCUAUAAAGUAUGAUCCGCCAUAUAUAUUUUUAGCACUAACUGUGGAUUAACAAAGAAUAGCGGCGAAGACACAUUCCACAGAAACGGGUUUUAUCAUCAGUUUACCUUGCUCUUUUUCUCGACGACCAAUUGGUGGCGACAGCGGAAUCUGAAACCAUCAGCCGCAGAAGAAGAGCGAGUUGCAGGAGCGGCUGCCAUUGCUGUUGCCAUGGGGACAACGAUGAGCGAGCCUUGCAUCUACGACAAGCUGUCGGAGAGCAUCGAUAUACUCCGUCAAUCGGGCUACCGCUACGGGAUGUCAGAGAGGGAGAUAGAGUGCUUCAUCAAGCGGAUGCUGGAGACCAAUGAGCCCAGGAGAGAACCGCCUCAGUUCCCUGUUCUCAGGGCCACCAUCAAGUUUGUGGUGGCUGUGGGCUUCCUGCUGGUGGUGGUCUUGGCCUUCUUGUACCCUCAGAGCUCAACGCAGUUGGGUCUGGUCCAUUUGGGAUCCUACAACUGGUCAUCGCCCCUCAGCCACGUGCGCCUGCUGUCCCUGCCCAUUGCCAAGAAAUACAACUUGCUAGGUUUCCAUGAAUGGUGGAGUGCCGGUUCUGUCAGACAGAACUUGGUCAACUGUUCUGGCUGUGCAGACAUCUCCUCAGUGCUGGAAGUGCCAGAGAGCCUCAGUGGAACUGUGACCCUGCGUCGGGGGCCACAACUUGUCCUGUUAAAGGGUGGUGAGUCCCUCAGCAUUGAACGGCUCCAGCUGGAGGAGCUCUACCUGGCCCAUUCUGGGUCCAUGUCUGUUUUGCUUGAAGAUGACGACAGCGUGCAGAACCUGAACGCUGGCCUCCCGCAAGGACCCGCCAACUUCACCUUGCUUUGGAGGUUUCGUUCUGCGACCAGAGAGAAGGUGCUAAGGUGGCUCUUUCCCAAGGCAGAGCUCUGCCCCCUGCUGGACAGUGCCGGGACCAUCUUGCAGCGCUGCCUGGUCACCCACAGCACCAACUCCCAGAGCAAAUCUCAGGGUGUGGGGGUCUUGGGCUGGCUGGUGGUGGGUGAGGGGCUGCCGACGGUUCGAGUUGUUCCUGUUCAACGCUGUCAGAAAUACUGCAGCUCCUUCAACCUAUGGCUCAAUCCCGGAGACAUAGUGUACGCUGAUCCUCGGUACUGGCAGAUGGAGCUAUUCCCCGGCCGAGGCCAGAACAUCGUGUGCGACGGGUCAGCAUUUUAACGCUCAAGGUUUGACGGUGAAUGUCUUGACUUCCUGCUGAAGCUUGGCGGUGUGUGUCUGAAGAGGCUCCGCCCACUGAUGCCUUAUAAACCCUCAGAGAACUGGAGACUGCUGCGCAAACAUGACUUUGGUCUGCUGAUUUUAAGCGUGCCAAGGUUGAGAAAAGGCAGAACAAGCUCAGUGUGCCAUAAGUAAACAUUUUUUAAAAAUAACUGAACAUUUAUGAAGACAAUAGGUCCACUUUCAUCUUUCCUUUAAAUUUUGCACAAAAGACAAAGCUGCUUCUCUUGUUUCCCUAUUAUUUAUUGGUAUUAUUGGAUGUAUGUGGCACACAGUAUGUUUAAGCUGUUUCUUUGAACAAAAUCUUGAAAUGUCAUUAUACUUUGUGAUCAUCAAUGCAGACAACUCAUGGGACCAAAAACCUGUAUGAAGUGAAUAAAUCACAAAUAUGAA